CUAAAAAUUAAAAUAAUUAAAAGAAAAAAAUAUAUACAUUAAUCAAAAUUUUUUGUUAAAAAAACGUACGAUGAGUUGUAAAAAAGUAUAAAAUAAAUAAAGAUAUAAAUAAAAAUUGCAAAAUACAUUAGAAAAAGAUUAAGGGCUAACGAUGUCUGUAUUACCUCGUGGUUAUGAAUGCCAGCGACCAGCACCAAGAUACGGAUAUGUAAAAGGAGAAUAUAGCAUCUACUACAAGAGACCACGUUACGGCCAACCUAGGCCGCAACCGUUUCAAAGAGAAACGGCGCCGUACUGUGGAGGGCCUAGUAAUGUACCUAGAGACAGGCCCUGUUGCUACGAUUAUCCAUGCAAGGCGCAUUGUUUUAAUCAUGGAGCAGUCACCAGACCGAGCGGCAGAUACGCGAGGACAGUCUGGUAUCCAGGCGAGUGUUGUCCGGUGGUGCCACCUUGCCAAGCUUUCACCUGCCCUAAUCCACCAUAUCACCCUUGCUGUGUGUCUACUGUCAAUAAGCUUGUUUAAAAAUGGAAUGCAAUCUAAAUGCUAAGAUAUUAACCGCUUAUUUAUUUACUAUAAAUAUCGUCCUUAUAAGUUUCAUGUUUCAAUGUGAUUUGUAAACAGUGUUGUAAUAAAUGUCGC
Molecule: messenger RNA, 640 nt
Organism: Nymphalis io (European peacock)
Lineage: Eukaryota; Metazoa; Arthropoda; Insecta; Lepidoptera; Nymphalidae
Exons: 3
Coding region: 152-523 (123 amino acids)
Source: RefSeq, a predicted model, not a curated record